AUGGUGCCUCUUUUCAGCUUUGUGCUCACUCCCGAUUACGCCUUAUCGCAACUCCUCUCCACUAUACAACCCUCAACUUCGUCCUUCACAACUCUUCUCCAUUCUACUCCAAUCCCCUAUACUCCAUGGUUUUGCACUCGUCGUUACUUCUCUUUACUCCACUCCUCUUUAGCCAGUUAUGCUCAACUCUACUCAGCUCCCCUAGAUUCUGCUCAAUUUCUCCCUACACCUCUCCAAGGCAAAGUAUGA
Protopolystoma xenopodis is the source of this 249-nucleotide messenger RNA. The record is from the annotation of a GenBank genome assembly. NCBI's taxonomy places the organism in Eukaryota, Metazoa, Platyhelminthes, Monogenea, Polystomatidea, Polystomatidae.